Molecule: messenger RNA, 2203 nt
Organism: Tilletiopsis washingtonensis
Lineage: Eukaryota; Fungi; Basidiomycota; Exobasidiomycetes; Entylomatales
Exons: 2
Coding region: 57-2135 (692 amino acids)
Source: RefSeq, a predicted model, not a curated record
CGUCGGAUGCUUGGCCUCUUGCCGACCCACUCCCACACCCUCCAGCGUAUCGCAAGAUGGCCGACGCCCCCUUCCACGGCGACGACCCGUUCGGCGCCGACGACGACGUGCCGCUGCGCCCGACCUUCGAGCAGCUCAACGCCCAGCUGCUCGCCCGCGGCUACCUCGCCGCGCCGCUCUCCCUCGCGAAUCUGCCGAGCGCGGCACUCGCGCCGCUAGCAGACGCGAUCCACACGCUGCUCGCCCAGCGGCAGGAGGAUGUCGACCUGAGAGAUGCGCUGGCCACCAGAAACCGCCAGCUCAGCGACAAGCUGGAGCGCUGCGAGCGGCGGGAGCGCGAGGAGAAGGAAGGGCGUGAGAAGGUUGAGCGGGAAAGAGAGCGCGAGAGGGCCCGCGUCGCUGCACUCACUGCCGAGCUGCAACACCAGGGCGGCCAGCUGGCGUCGGCCCGCGCAGACCUCGCGGUCGCACGCCGGUCCGUGCAGAGCAUCAAGGCUGCGGCGGCGUCCCAGCGGCUGGCAUCAGAGCGCGCCGACGUCCGCCUCCGGGCACGCUAUGCUGAGGCCACACUCGCUGCAUCGCGCGGUGUGGCGCCGCAGCUCGCCAUCGUGUCAGCUGCCUUUGCGGCCGGCAGCUCGGAGCCCAGCGCGAGCAUCGGCAGCAUCGUGGCCGACGCCGAGCAGCGCGCAGCCCAGCGCGGCGACGAGAACCGCAUCCUCAAGCGCCUCGCCACCGACUCGCUCAACGCUCUCCGGCGUGCGGCCCACAGUGUGCAUGUUCUGCUGCCCGGCAACGAGGGCCGCCCGCCGCCGCAAGCGCUAGGCACACGAGACGUCUUCCCGCCCAGCCAGAAGCUGCCCACUGUGCUGGACGGCAGUGCUGCGCACCCGGCGACUCGCGCACUAGUCAGUGCGUCUGAGGCCAUCACUGCCGGAGCCGAAGCUCUGCGUCUGGUCCGCGCGUCGGAGGCAUCGACGCAUGCCGCGGCAGUGCGAUCUGCCCGCGACGCGGGAGCAGAGAGCGCCCUGGACGAGUCGGCAAAGGCCAGCAGCGUGCUAGGUGCGAGUGCAGCGUCGGCGCACGCAGCAAGCAUCGGCGCGAGCGGCAUCCUGCGCGUGCGCAGCGACAAGGACGAGCGAGCGGAGCUGCAGGCCAAGCUCGUGCACGCAGUCACACGCCUCGGCGAGGCAGAGACGCGCCUGGCAGCUGCAGCGCAGGCGGAUCCACGCAACAUCGCCAGCAAGCUCGAGGAGCUCGCCGAGCAGGAGGCAGUGCUCCGCCGGCGUCUGGAGAACACGGAGGCCGAGGAGCGCGGCAUCGAGUCCGCCAGGGAGGCGCUCCGCCACGCGCAAGAGGAACUGCGGCGAGAGCGCAUGCAGUUCGCUGAGAGCCGACUUGCUGCCUCCGCCGCGGCCGCUGCUGCGACGCCCGCCAGGCCAGUCGCGCAACUGUUGCCCGCCGUAUCGCCCACUGCAAGCAGCGACCAGCCUCAGACAGUCGUAGCUCUGCUGAGCGCCGAAGGCCCAGCGCCGUCUGGGUUCCACGCGGAGGCAGGCGUCGAGCUCGCUGCGCCGCAAUCGAGCCCCCCGGAGGGCGGGUCCGCCGAGUCGGGUCUCUCGGCGCCUGCAGAGACAUCGUUCGCGGAGGGUAGCGCUUCGACGAAGUCUUCUCCUCAGCUGCGGCGCAGCGCCCGCAACAGCCUCAGCGCGAGAGCAUCUGCCAGCCCAACGCAGCCGGUCCUGCAGUCGGCUUCGUCGCCGCUGCUGGCCGCGCCCUCCUCUGCGACGAGGAAGAGACCGCUCGGUGACGUCGACUCCAGCGAUGCACCCCGCGUCAAGAAGGCUGCUGCUGCGAAGAGCUCGUCUGUCCGCCUGGUACACAGCACUCCAGCCGGCGCCGGACCGCUGCGCUCGAGCCACGCACAGAACGCCUCCGUCCCAGCGGACGCUGCCCAGGGCGCUCUGCGGAAGAGCAAGGGCGAGGAGCGGAAGCCGGUGCGGCGAGUCGCUGAGGCUGCACCUGCUUUUGACCAGAAUGCGGGCAUCUCUGGCGCUGAUGCACGGGCGCGCACCACGAAUGAGGAGCGCGUGCGGCGGGCCCGGGAGCGCGUGCGGGCGCGUGUGGGCGCGCGAUAAGGCCGUCGCAUGGGAUUUCUGCAUGCUCUUUGUACUCUAUACCAGCGAUGUGAUGCUUUCAGUGAUGC